AUGAAGGCCAAUGUACCCGUGUACACGAUCGCCCAGCCAGACGUGGCCGCCCAAAUGCUGGUCAAAUGUGCUUUGGAGCAUGGAGCACCGUUGGUCGUCGUGCCUCCGCUGUCGGAAUUCAACAUUUCCACGCACGACCUCGACCAUUCAUUGGGCAUGCACGGGCAAUACCAACGAGUGAACGCGGCGUUGGCGGUGGUGCUGGCGUCGGCGUGGCUCGCGGCAAGGCACGGCACGCCCCUGCCGCCGUUCCACCGCAUGAUUUCGCCCACGACGUUGCAAGGCUUGAAGCAGGCGUUCUGGCCCGGUCGGUCCCAAACGAUCGAGGACCCGCUCUCCACGGCCGUGUUCCACGUCGACGGCGCACACACGCCGUUGAGCAUCGAGUGCUGUGCGCACUGGUUCGACUCGUGCUGCCAGGUGACGGACCACCGGAUUUUGAUCUUCAACUGCCACCACGAACGCGACGUUGUGACGCUGUUCCUUCCGCUGCUCGCGCUUGGAUUCCACCACGUUGUGUUUUGCCCGUCGCGAUCUUGCCGACCUAGCAUCAUCCCGAGUGUCCAGGAAGCGCUCCUCAAGGCCAACCUCGACAUCGCCGGCCUCCCGUCCGACGCGUUCAACACAGACACGUUCCCCCCACGGGAAGAUCGCAUGCACUGGCAGCACGUGUGUGAAAAGACGUGGACGAUUCUGAAUCAACUGCACGGCCAAACCACCCACACGAGUCUGUUUCCGUCCGUGGAAGCCACAUUGCACUGGAUCCGCACGACUGCCCCGCCGAAUACAAAGGUAUUGGUCACGGGCUCCCUGUACAACGUUGGGGACACGCUCAGUGCCCUCGAGUGGUCGGAGGAAUAG
Molecule: messenger RNA, 861 nt
Organism: Aphanomyces astaci
Lineage: Eukaryota; Oomycota; Saprolegniomycetes; Saprolegniales; Verrucalvaceae
Exons: 3
Coding region: 1-861 (286 amino acids)
Biological process (GO): tetrahydrofolylpolyglutamate biosynthetic process
Cellular component (GO): cytosol; mitochondrion; cytoplasm
Molecular function (GO): tetrahydrofolylpolyglutamate synthase activity; ATP binding
Source: RefSeq, a predicted model, not a curated record